UUUGUGCUGGUGGAGAAGCUUCUGGUUUCCUGUGGUGUUUGGUGCUGCGCUGGCUGUUCUUUCUGCUGGCAAUGCUGGACCGAACCAGGACAGGAGGCAGACUGGGUCGUCCUCAUGCUUUGGAGGCUUUGACCUUUACUUUGUUUUGGACAAGUGAGUUACCUGAAACAUAUUAUGGGACACACUUAGAGGGGAUGAAUGAACAGGCUGGUUUCUGUUGACCGGUGAAAGAAAUUCAUCGGAAAAUCUACAAUAAACUGACUGAUCUUAUCUUGAAUAUUUCACCUGCCUGUGCUGACUACCUAAAUAAGGGAUCAAAAUGUAUUACUUUAUGCAUUAUCAGGAAAGCGUAUUCAUGCAUACAGUAAAUAUGCAUUAUUUUAGGUUGUUCUUGUACUUCUCUCAUCAUCGUCUGCCAGAAUGUUUUCAUGAUGUCGUCCGCAUUUCUGUAAUCGUUACGCCCCCUGGUGUCGUGUCAUGAAGCCUGAUGAUGAUGAUGAUGUGUCAGGUGUCUCUGAUAGGUGUCAAUCUACGUUUCAGGUUGGCACACGUCCAAAGCUGGUAAUUAUUAAUAGUGUGUCAUCAGUCACAGAUCUUAAGUGCUGUAGCUGACUGCUGUGUUUGGUGUUUAUCCCCACAAACACUAAACAUUGCAGACAUGUCCAUAAGAGGAAGUGGCCAGCAAGUAUUUAAAUUAAGUGCAUCCUUAUAUUUUCUCAUCUUCUUUGAGUUAGGGUUAACAUGCUCAGUGUAUCUCAAGUAGGACACAGGAUGUUUGGACUUCCUGCAGAGUCUUUUGGAAACAUUGGUCCUGAUUUAGAAACUGUUUCCAUGUUUACCUAACCUCGUUUUUCAGUGGUCUGAGUUUUUCCUUUGAGCCAAGCAACGUGGGCACCUGAUCAAAGCCUCCAAACUGCACGUUUACUCGAUCACAUCAGUAAUGUUCUAAUGAAGCAUAAUAUGGCUUCUCUAAUCUGGUACCGUGUUUGCAGCUAUCUGGUUAUACAAGAUGAAUUUCUAAAUAGGAUUUCCGUGAGCUACAAAUUCAGCUAAACAGGAAUUGAGCAAUUUCAGCAGCAAAGUCAGUCAAAUGAAAAACGGUUUAAAAUUCUCUGCGAGGGUGAGUGUCUCACAUGUGUUUUCCUGGGUUUGCCUGAUUGGGUCUUGAAGGGAAAACACUUUAUACUGUAGCUAAAUCAGAACACACAGCUCCUCUGGUAUCAAUAGUGAACAUACCCAGGCUGUUGUUUUUGGACUGCAACAGUGUACUCACCUUAUGACCUUUGUGUUUUUCAAAUUGGACUUUAAACUACUCAUCUUAUUCCUUUUUUUAAACAAACCAAAAUGUAGGUCAACAACAUUUAUCAUUCCAUUCAUUCAACAUUCAUCAUUUUUCUUAUCUGGAAGACGGGGUUGGAGGAUUGCAGUCUGACUUCUCUCUCUGUGACUCUCCCUCCCGAAAUUUUGAUGGGUUUUCCAGUUGUCCUACAGUGCACGUCAAUGCCAACUCCAGGCUCACUGCUGUUUCCUCUCUGCAAGGGUUUAGGCAGUUGUGUGUAAUUGUUAGUGUGAACCAUGUUUCAGCGACACAGAUUUAUAUUACACGAGUGACGUGAGAGAAUUUAUUGCUGGGCGUCAGUUCACUGUCUUAGCUGUUCUUUUCACUUUUCUUUAUGCAAUCUUUACUCCUUCGCACGAUCCCAUGCUUUCUUAGCAGUGAUGUCGUCCACCUGCACUCACUGUCCAGUAUCUGAUCUUCUCCUCUCUCCUCUCUCCUCUGUGUCUGUGCUGCCCUUUCUCCAUUAUGUCCAGAUGUUCCAGUGUUUCAGUCCGUUGGCUGGGCUGUUUGUGCCGGGUCUUGUGUCAUGGUAACUGUGGAAACGUGUUUCAAGAAAUGAUGCAGGCGGUUGUGGGGUUAUAAAAACACAAUUUCGAUGAAAGACAUUUAGAUAAGCAUCGGCAAUGAAACAUGCAAGCUCAAACUGUUCUUUACUAACUUGAUACAAGACUGUAUUGAGAUUUAUUGCUAAUGAGUUACUGAUUAUGAUAGAUAACUCUGCAGUGGAGCUUCUCUUCUCCUAACUCUUUGCUCCCUUUGUUUAUUUCUUUAUUUCCUAACAACUGAGAACUUGGUGUCUAUAAACAUCAGAAGUAAAAAUGUGAACAGCACCAGCUCUGUUUUGAGUUCAUUGGCUAAGAGGGAAUAGAGUGCCAGACCAUUAACAUGCACACUGACCAAGUUGUUAUCACAGAACUGGUUGCAUGAAGCCUUAAUGAGGUUCGUCUGACUCCAAUAACACCGGUAUAAUAGCAGGUGCAUUAUAAAGAUAUUAACAGUAAUCUGAGGAGUACCACAUCAUUGCUAACCCCACAAAGUAAACCAGCUGUGCUGCCCAAAGCAUUUACUCACAGAAAACUAUGCUGGCUUUCUCUAGUCUUCUUUUCCCUUUGAGAGUCUAUUUCAUGGAUGGAUUACUGACCUACUCGGCGGAAGUCCAGGGACCCAAGAGAUCUGGGAGCGUGCAGAAUCACUGGACUGAAAUCUACCACUUUGUUGAACAUCUAGCUCACAAAUUCAUAAGUCCACAGUUGCGGAUGUCCUUCAUUGUGUUUUCCACUGAAGGACGGAUCUUAAUGGGCCUGACAGAAGACAGGGAGCGCAUUCGAAAAGGUCUGGAGGAGCUCCAGAGGGUACUUCCUGGGGGAGACACCUUCAUGCAUGAGGGCAUCCUGAGGGCCAGUGAGCAGAUAUACUAUGGAAACACUGAAGGUUAUCGCACUGCCAGCGUUAUCAUAGCUCUGACAGAUGGAGAGCUGCACGAGGACCUUUUCUACUACGCUGAGAGGGAGGCCAACCGCUCCCGAAGCCUGGGUGCCACAGUUUACUGCGUGGGGGUGAAGGACUUCAAUGAGACACAGCUGGCAAAGAUCGCUGACAGUAAGGACCACGUCUUCCCUGUGAAUGAUGGAUUUGAAGCCUUGCAAGGAGUCAUCGACUCGAUCCUGAAGAAGUCCUGCAUUGAGAUCCUGGCAGCAGAGCCCUCUAGUAUCUGUGCAGGAGAGUCCUUUCAAGUGGUGGUGAGGGGAAAUGGAUUCCUGCACGCUCGCAAUGUCGAUAAGGUCCUGUGCAGCUUCCGCAUCAACGACACCGUUACGAAGAUGGUGAAGCCUUUGAUUGUGGAAGAUACCUAUCUCCUCUGCCCUGCACCAGUACUUCAAGAUGAGGGGAUGACAGCAAAUCUUUAUGUCAGUAUGAACGAAGGUCUCAGUUUCAUCUCCAGUUCGGUCACCAUUACCACAGUGGGAUGUUCUGAUGGGACCAUCCUGGCCAUAGCUCUGCUCAUCCUGAUGCUGCUCCUGGUCUUGGCUCUCCUCUGGUGGUUCUGGCCUCUGUGCUGCACUGUGAUCAUCCAUGAACCCCCGCCACCGGCUGUGGAGGAGAGCUCGGAUGAUGAAGACUUUGACGCCCCCAAGAAAAAAUGGCCGACUGUAGAUGCCUCCUACUAUGGAGGAAGAGGAGUUGGUGGCAUCAAAAGAAUGGAGGUUCGCUGGGGUGAGAAGGGCUCCACCGAAGAAGGAGCAAAGCUGGAAAAGGCCAAAAAUGCCAAAGUGAAAAUGCCUGAGCAGGAGUAUGUGCAGCCCCCUACGAGGGUUUUAAACAACGGCAUGCACAAACCCCCAGGGCCGCGCAAGUGGUACUCACCCAUCAAGAGCAAACUGGAUGCAUUGUGGGUACUUUUAAAAAAAGGCUACGACCGUGUCUCAGUGAUGAGACCACAUCCGGGUGACAAGGGCAGAUGCAUGAACUUCACGCGUACAAAGUCUCCCCCAGCUCACUACCCAUAUUACAACCACCAGUCAUCUCCCAUCUACAACCCUCCCCCUCCUCCACCACAGGGCACCCUCCCACCAACCCCUGGCAGCACUCCAUCAUCCCCAUCGUUCUCCUCCAACCUUCCACCGCUGCCUCCAACACCUCCUCCCACUUCCACCACUCCCUCUCCUCCCAUCACGCCUCCUCCUUACACACCACCUCCAAACCGGGCUCUCCCUCCGACCAACCUGCACAUACCGGCCCCGCCAGCGCUGCCACCCACCCCUCCUCCAUCUGCUUCCCCCACUGUUGCCCUUCCUCCUGCUCCACAGGGACCUCCUCCGGGAAGAGCCCCUCCACCUUCUCGUCCCCCACCUCGCCCUGGCCUAUAGAGCUCUGGCAGCAGACGGGAGAGAGGACAGGAUUUAAUAAGGCAACUCAGAGUCCCCCCCUCCCCCUCCAGCAAUCGGCACAUGACCAUCCUUGUACCUGCGAGUGAGGACAUGCGAGUGCCUCUAGCCACGCUCGGUGGGCUGUGGCCUUUCUGCCUUGUGAAGUGGAGCAGUGAGGACAUGUUUCCUGCUAUUUGUCUACAGUGACUUUUGUACACAUUUAGCCCAAUAGUGCAAUUGCUCUGAUGCUUGAAUUACACAGACAUUCCCUGCAAAUGAGGUCAUGUAGGCCAGCUCAAAAACAUUUAUCCUUCAUGGUCCUCAGAACUGCUUCAGGCCCUGUUGUCCCCUUCAUGAGCACGCAAGAUUGGAUGAAUCUUGACCAAGCAGAGGAACAAAGGCAGAGUCGUGCUCAAAAUGUCCAUUACACUAUAAUAUGUGCCUCUGUAACAUUCCUAUCUUUCCUGAUUAAAGGAGAUUAAAGACUCAUAUUACAAAUGUUCCCCACACAGCAGAUUCAGAGGAAUCUGAAAAUCCUCCCUUUUUUGUACUGAAUGUUGAGCAAUUGCAUGCAAUAGUGUUUGAGUCAGCAUCUUUCUUAUUUUGUUUAAACUUUCUACUUGUUUAAUCCAACAUAGACACAUUUUUUAUUUGUACUUAAAUAGUCAAGUAGACCACAUUUUCUUAAUUUCUGAGGUGAGAAAAGCAGUCAUUGCAAAGUAAUUGUUUUGAAACAGCAAUGCAACCAUCUUUUGACAUCCACGCAUUAAACCAGCCUAUGUGAGUCACAGCUGGUCUGUCAUCUGUGCACACCACACAGAAACAAUAAACUGAGAUUUAGACACUAAUAAUUACUAUGACUGGCCUGACCAACAUGUCAGCUACAGUUGCAUAUACUCUGACUGUGAGUACGUGGACAAAAAAUAUGUCAGUCAGGGAACAGCUUUGCACAUCACCUUGCUCAUCCACCCACGGCCUCUUGCAAUAUUUGUAAAUAAUAAUUUUGAUAUAACCAUGUGUGUUCAGAUAUCUGUGUGUGUAUGUGUGUGUGUGUGUGUGUGUGAGAGAGAGAGAGAGAGACUAGUCUGCUACACAAUGUAUUUGUGACAGACAAUUCCCCGGUAAACUGACGUGAGUUAAUAUGCAGGUUUUAUCAACUUAAAUAAACUGAUGUGUUUUUUGUUUAUUUGGUUUUUUUCCACAAGGUGCUUUAAGUUCCUCAAAGUGCACAUGGAGAACAUGAUAAAAGCACUCAUGGGUCAUCUAAGGCUCAAUGUCGAUUAAAUAAAGUUAAUAUGAAUGCAGAUUACAAGCUCAUCCUUUAGAAAUCAGAAAGGGGUUUUUUCAUUCAUAUAAACGUCACAGUAUAACUGAACUAAAGACUGUAACUUUCCACCAAUGCAGCAUGUAGACGCCUGUUUGUUUGAAAUGAAAGUAAAUGAUUUAAACGUAUUCAAUUGGAGUCUCUUUUUUCUGUAUUUUUCUUCAAAUACAAUUUCUGAUCUGUAAACCGCUGUGAUUUACUUCCUGACAAUGUGAAAACAACCACUAAGCUGCACUUUGUUCUCUAAAG
Scatophagus argus is the source of this 5779-nucleotide messenger RNA. RefSeq names its product anthrax toxin receptor 1-like. The record is from RefSeq and is a predicted model, not a curated record. The transcript has 18 exons. The coding region runs from base 2419 to 4206 and encodes 595 amino acids. NCBI's taxonomy places the organism in Eukaryota, Metazoa, Chordata, Actinopteri, Scatophagidae. Gene Ontology annotation, cellular component: membrane. Gene Ontology annotation, molecular function: signaling receptor activity.